Messenger RNA from Physcomitrium patens, 4169 nucleotides. Lineage: Eukaryota; Viridiplantae; Streptophyta; Bryopsida; Funariales; Funariaceae. The record is from RefSeq and is a predicted model, not a curated record.
AAAAUAGGAUCUUAGUUGAAGUGCAGUAUAAGUUUCACUGGUACUAACUCUGAUUUUACGACAAAGUCUUGAGGAAGAGGCAGCCUUUUUCUGCUCCUUGUGCCUCCAUUAGUAACCUCCACAAAUUAUGAUAUAUUUUUCUCGUCCCCUUCAGCAUCCUCUUUGAGGUUGUAUGGCACUAAUCAAUCUACAGCUAGUGGUGACUGAGUUUGAAGUUGUAUCCUGCUGUUCAAUCUGCAGCUAGUGAUCGUUGCCGGUGUGGCUGGUCAGUUUUGUCGUCCGAAGGUCUGGGCAUGCGGUGCCGCGCGUGCUCGUGAGAGAGUACUCUAGUUUCUCCUCCUUCUCGUCACCUGGCCAGUUUUCAGUGCGAGCAUGUGGGUUGAAGAUCAAGGCGGAUUCAAUAAUGAAUUGACGAGCUUUCAUGGUGAGGAAAGUGAACAAUGUUCGUGGAUAUUGACGAGGAUUGGGAGGUGAAGUUGAAUUUUUGUGUGCAGUUGUUCAGGGACUCGUCUCGAUUGAGUACCAUGUUUUGUGACGGAGAUGUCACUCUUGCAGUAAUUCAGAGUGAUGUAGCUUGCGCUGUAUUUUCGAAGUAUCAGUGCGCAGGUAAGUGUAACGCUUAAUAAUCUAAGCACAAGGAUGUUGGUUAUCGUAAGGUUUGGGAGAGUUUUUGUGUAUGCAUACAAGAGGUGUUUUACAGCUGCCUACAUGUGAACUUCGCGUAGUAUGCAAUCGCUAAUGCCAGUUUUUUUUUUUUUUUUUUUUCUUUUUCCUUUUUUUUUGCUCCCAAGUGCUUUGUAGUUUCUUCGUGCGAAACUUUACUCACUGAAUUGAGCUUUUGAUGGGCUCAGUCUGAUCUGUUCGAGAAAUUUUCUCACGUUGGGAUGUGUCGCGCCACAUAGUUUUCCAAAUAGUUGAAGCCGAGAGUACAUUGCAGACGCCUCCAUAAGAAAACUUUUGCACACCGUUACUGCGUGCGAUGGAUACCAUGGCUCCAUUACGUUUAUCUAAUUUCGAAGGAAUCGAUGUGCGUUUCGUUUGUGCUUGCCACGAUCAUUUCGGUCCUAAUAGAAAGUCCUCCCCCAAGUACCGUACUGUUCUAGGACCUACCCCUUGAAAAUUGCUCGCCUUGCGCAUAGGAAGAGUCUAAUAAUAGGUCAUCAUGCAAAACUGUCAUUAGCUAUACAGCGGAACUCUCCUAUAUUAACCAAUCUUGUAAAAUAGAAAUGAAAGCGCUCUCGUCUUUUUCUGCAUUUUAGUAAGUAGGAUUUGUGAACUAGGGACAGCUCGGUCUAAAUCUCCAGUUGGUGCGACGCUGACGUGACGGUCCCGAAGUGUCUCUCCGAGUUGUGUUGGUGUGGUUCAAACAUACACUCUUAUUAGUCCAAUGCGGAUAGAUCUUCGAUAGGUGUAGAUGAGAUGAAUGCUUUUUCCGGAGUCCAGGCUCAUAUUGAAAAGUUGCAGAAGCUUAUUAAAGGCCACUUGAAUCCUCACAGAAGUCCAUGAUUAGAGUUAACUGUAUCUCCUCGCUUGAUAAUUUGUGAAAGUUGGUGAAGCUUUGUGGAUCUGCUUUAGACACUACAGGUGGGACGGAGAUUGUGGGUACCACCUACUGCGCAUUAACAAAGUUGCUAAUUGUUGAGGAUAGUCCAUGUUUUGUGUGUUUCUCUCAGGAUCUUCAAAGUGUCUGUGAAGUUUAACUUGCUCGCUUCUGCAUUUAAACGAAUGAAUUAGCACCUGGCAAACCUUACGACGCAUUACCGCUGACGCUACCCUCGUGGUCUUUGAGAGCAACACGGGAGAAGACAAGGAGAAAAAAGUUGUUUUGAGCGUUAUGAUGCUGCAGCAGGUGUCGCGGCGCUGUCUAUUAGCCCAAGGUUCACGGUUAGCAGCCAAGAGACUUCAUUCAUGAUGGGACAGGACCACUCAGUGCAGCAAUUUAGAGUUGUGGUGCCUCUGAUUUGCAGACUAAGUGACAAACUAGUACUGUAAAUCGUGGGGAUGAAACGAUUGCCUUUGACAUAUUCUGCUGAUAGCGCAAGUUCAAGAUAGGGCUGGGCGGAUUCAAUCGUCGGUGAUGUUUCUCUGAAGGAGAUUGAAUUACUGUGAAAAGUAGACCACAGAUUGAUUCCAAAUGGCCUCAAAGCUAUUCCUAAGCAAGCCGGAGCUGCGAGGGAGUGGAAGUUUUUUUAGAAGGGUUAAUAAUAGCAAUGUGCUGGGUGUCUCGUUGCUCUUAGCUUGUAGCAUAGGAGUGCUCUUAUUAUGUCUCAUGUAUGUUGACGGAAGUACAUUCUUCGUCAACAUUGGCAAUGAGCCUGUUGUGUUGCAGAGGGGCUUGGGUGCCACUUCAUUAUCCAGCCACGAGUCGGGAGAGAGCACUGGUUCGCGAAUGACACCAGCGACACAAAUUAUUUCAGUCACAAGGAGUGUUGACCAGCCGGAGGUAGAAUCCAACGAUACCUCUGAAGAUGUAGAGUUAGGAAAGGCUACUGGUAAUAAUUUCGUCACAGAAGAAGAACAUUGCUCUGGACUCAAUGAUGGUGGGAUCAAAUUUCACACUCCAGUUUCGAAGGAGCAUGAAGUUUCAGCGACACCAGGUGGCAAAGGGACGGAGGACGGAGAUCGUGAAGUCUUAGGCCGUUGUGACAUCGCCCAUGGAAAAUGGGUGUAUGACGAGAUGUAUCCACUGUACAGGUCCAGGAAUUGCCCUUUCUUGGAUGCAGGAUUUCGGUGUGAAGAAAACGGGCGGCCUGACACGGACUACAUGAAGUACCGCUGGCAACCUCAUGACUGUGACUUGCCCAGAUUCAACGCAAAGGACAUGUUGGAGAGGUUGCGAAAUCAACGGCUAGUGUUUGUCGGGGACUCUUUAGGGCGAAAUCAGUGGGAAUCUAUGUUGUGCAUGCUCGCAGAGGGUGUGCAGAACAAAUCUCGGAUUUACGAAAUCGAUGGCCAACCUAUAACUAAGCACACUGGUGAGCUGAAAUUCCGAUUCCAGGACUACAACUGUACUGUGGAGUAUUACAGAGAUCCUUUUCUUGUUCCUCAAACCCGACCACCUCGGAAUGCACCAGAAAAUGUGACAAACGUACUCCAAAUCGAUCGAGUCUCGUGGAGUGCUAGCAGGUGGCCUGGCGCCAGCAUCUUGGUAUUCAAUUCAGGCCACUGGUGGUCCUGGGAAAAGAUCGGGCGCCAAGGUGGCGCGUUUCAAGUGGAGAAAAAUGUUACAAGCCAUGGCUUUGAAGAGGCGUUCAGAAUUGCGCUAACAACUUGGGCAUCAUGGAUGGAAAAAAAUAUUGAUCCUAUGAAAACCCAAGUAUUUUUUCGGAGUUUUGCGUCAAUCCAUUUUAGAGGAGGAACGUGGAGAAGUGGAGGGCAUUGCCACGAAGAGGUCAAGCCACUGACCGACGAAGAGGUUCUGACAAUGCAGAAAAUACCUUGGACCAACAAAUACAUUGAGGAUGCAAUCCACCAGAACAUAAAGAUGAAGAGGAGUGCUGUUGAGUACAUGGAUGUCACAACGCUCACAAACUACAGGUCUGAUGGACACUCGGGAUUGUACGCAAACAAUGUGAAACUUAUGGGACCAACGCCGAAGAACCGUCAAGAUUGUAGCCAUUUCUGUUUACCUGGAGUACCUGAUACAUGGAAUGAGCUCUUGUUCGCAACUUUGCUCGCUAGGGGUCAAGGUGUUUGGGGACAACCCACAGGCCAGUAAGCAGUCCAUUCCUCACCUUCUAGAUGUCUAAAGCGCAGACCAUGGAACAAUCUAGUAGCACAUCAAGUGUCUGUUGUCACACAGUAUAUACAGAGAGAUGCUCUCUAGGAAGGAUUGAUGCCAACUCCAUUGGAACAGCAUAUCUUAGGUCUUGUAGUGGUUCUGAUUUUGUACAAGGAUAUGUACAACCAGAUAUGGGGUGCACUGCAAAAUGUUAGUUAGUGGGUUGCAAGUUGAUACAGCACAUUAGCUGAAUAGGGUUCAUUUAAUCUACUACUCAUUGGAAUCAGUCAGGAUGGUUAGAUAAGUUGGACAACUUUUUGAUAUAUUUAUUAUGUUUUAGUUUCUCUCAGAAGGAACUGUGCCCUUGAGUAUUCACGGAAUGGGCAUGUUGGGUACCUUUUUGGCAAUAUCUGACAAUCAGGAAUGAAUUUAUCACAUGUUUCACAAA